This is a messenger RNA of Akanthomyces muscarius, 2169 nucleotides long. RefSeq lists its product as uncharacterized. Gene Ontology annotation, biological process: pentose-phosphate shunt. Bases 1 to 2169 code for a protein of 722 amino acids. The record is from RefSeq and is a predicted model, not a curated record. NCBI's taxonomy places the organism in Eukaryota, Fungi, Ascomycota, Sordariomycetes, Hypocreales, Cordycipitaceae. The transcript has 4 exons. Gene Ontology annotation, molecular function: transketolase activity. Gene Ontology annotation, cellular component: cytosol.
AUGUCGCCCGGCGCCGUUGGCAAGCAACCACAGGGCACAGACGUUGUCGUCACCUUUAAAAAGGACGACCGCCGAAAAGCCAGCCUCGUCUUGAAUCAGUUCAGGUGCUUGAUUGCAGACCUCUGCCAGCAGUUCAAUGGCGGACAUCCAGGAAGCGCCAUGGGCAUGGCCGCGAUUGGCAUCGCUCUGUGGAAAUAUGUCAUGAAAUACUCGCCGAAUAACCCGAACUAUUUUAACCGCGAUCGAUUUGUGCUCUCAAACGGACACACCUGCCUGUUUCAGUACACGUUUCUGCAUCUGGCUGGCUACAAGGACAUGACCUUUGAACAACUCAAGUCGUAUCACUCGGCGCGCUCCGACUCCCUUUGUCCUGGCCAUCCGGAGAUUGAAAUCGAGGGCAUCGAAGUCACGACUGGUCCUCUUGGUCAAGGUGUUGCCAACGCCGUCGGUCUGGCCAUGGCCACCAAGAACCUCGCAGCUACGUAUAACCGCCCCGGCUACGAGCUCGUCAACAACACCACGUGGUGCAUGAUUGGUGAUGCCUGUCUGCAGGAGGGUGUCGCUCUCGAGGCGUUCCAGGCAGCUGGACACUGGAAACUCAAUAAUCUUAUCGUCAUCUAUGACAAUAACCAAAUCACAUGCGAUGGCAGCGUCGAUCUGUGCAACACCGAAGACGUCAAUGCCAAAAUGCGCGCCUGCGGCUGGGAUGUCCUGGAGGUUGCAGACGGCUGCUACGAUGUCGAGGGUAUCGUGGAAGCGCUGCUCAAAGCCAAAGAGUCACCUGAUAGGCCGACUUUCAUCAACAUUCGUACCGUCAUUGGUCUUGGCAGCAAGGUUGCGGGCGACGCCAAAGCACACGGUGCUGCUUACGGCAGCGACGAUGUGCGCAGCAUCAAGCAGGCCUUUGGCAUGAGUCCAGAUGAGCACUUUGUCGUCCAUGACGAGGUCUAUUCCUAUUUUACGGAUAUAAGAUUUCGUGGCGACGCUUUGGUGGAGGCUUGGAGUUCUCUUCUCGAAACCUACCGCAACCAGCACCCACAACUGUACACCGAGCUGAAGCUGCGCAUGGACGGAACAUUCCCAAACGACUGGAAAAGAAUGAUUCCCGGCAGAGAAGUUUUUUCUUCAGACCCGGCUGCCUCCCGGCAGUCGGCUGGCUUGAUCUGCAAUCCACUCGCAGCGAACCUAAACAAUUUCAUGGUGGGCACUGCCGACUUGUCGCCGUCUGUGGCCAUGAUUUGGAAAGACAAGGUUGAUUUUCAGCAUCCUGAAUUGAAGACCGAGUGCGGUAUAAAUGGCAAUUACUCGGGUCGCUACAUCCAUUACGGUGUCCGCGAGCAUGCCAUGGCCGCGAUCGCGAAUGGUAUCGCCGCCUUUAACAAAGGCACAUUUCUCCCUGUGACAUCUAGCUUCUUCAUGUUUUACAUCUAUGCCGCCCCCGCCGUGCGCAUGGGAGCCCUCCAAGGCUUGCAGGCCAUCCACAUUGCAACGCACGACUCCAUCGGCACUGGCGAAGAUGGCCCAACGCACCAGCCUAUUGAGCUGGCCCAGCUGUACCGCGCCAUGCCCAACAUCCUCUACAUCCGCCCCUGCGAUACCGAAGAGACGGCCGGUGCCUUUACUGCGGCACUCGCGGCCACAAACACACCCACUCUCCUCUCGCUCUCCCGCCAGAAACUGCCCCAGUAUCCGGAGCACUCUGACCGGGAGGGCGUGCAAAAGGGUGCCUACGUGUUCAUCGAGGAGCCCGGCGCCGACGUGACGCUUCUCGGCGUGGGGGCAGAAAUGUGCUUUGCCGUCCGAACUCGCACAGUGCUGCGAGAAAAAUUCGGUAUCCGCGCCCGCGUGGUGUCGUUUCCCUGCCAACGCCUCUUUGAUGCCCAGCCACUCGAGUAUAAACGCCAGGUGCUAAAGUAUCGUGGCCACGCCCCUCGUGUGAUUAUCGAAGCCUACGCCGUGAACGGGUGGGAGCGAUAUGCGGAUGCAGGGUUUUCCAUGGCGUCGUUUGGCAAGAGUCUGCCGGGGGAAGAUGCGUACAAGUAUUUUGGAUUCGACGAGAAUAUCAUUGCGCCAGAGGUGGUCAAGCUAGUGGAGGAUGUAAGGAGGGAUGGCAUCGAGUCGCUGCGCGGUGAAUUUAGGGAUCUAAAUCCAAUCAAGGGGCACUAUUGA